ACGGCAGUUUCUACUCUCCCUCUCUACUUUCUAUUUCUCUGUCUUCUCUCUCUGUUUGUGUGUGUGUGAACUCUUAUAAAAGUUCAAACACAGAAAGAGCGAGACAAAGCAUCAGAAGUGACCAAACCCCAUAAUUGAAGCCUAUUUCAUCCCCCAUCUCAAUCUCUGUUUCUGAUUUUUUAGCUCUCAAAGCCCUAACAAUGGCGUCUGGUAUAGCGAACCUGCUACGUGGUGGUCUCGAUCCCAGCAUCUGGAAAGCCUGUGCAGGUGGCUCCGUUCAAAUCCCCACCGUCGAUUCUAGGGUUUAUUACUUUCCCCAAGGUCAUGCCGAGCAAGCUUCAUCUCCACCGGAUUUCAACUCUAUCGUCUGUCCAAAGCCUAUGGUGUUAUGCCGAAUCCUCUCCGUUCGCUUCCUUGCGAAUCCUGACACGGAUGAGGUUUUCGCGAGGAUCCGUCUUGAACCUGUCGAUCCUGUCCAUCGAUUCCGUCCUGCCGGAAUUCACUGUAUGGGAGUUUCGGAUGGUGAAGAGGAAGAGAAGAAAGUGCUAUCGUUUGCGAAGAUACUUACGCCGAGUGACGCGAAUAAUGGCGGUGGAUUUUCGGUACCAAGGUUCUGUGCUGAUUCAAUCUUUCCACCUCUGGACUACAAGGCGGAUCCGCCGGUGCAGAAUAUUGAUGUGAUAGAUGUUCAUGGAGUGGUGUGGGAGUUUAGGCACAUUUACCGUGGAACACCGAGGCGGCACUUGCUGACGACUGGGUGGAGCAAGUUCGUGAACCAGAAGAAGCUUGUGGCAGGUGACUCUGUUGUUUUCAUGAGGAAUCGAAGUGGUGAGAUCUUCGUUGGGAUUAGAAGGACUGCGAGGGUUAGUGGGAGUUUUGAUUGUAUGCGUUGGAACUCUCAGUAUGCUUCGGGGGCUUCUAUGGGUGUGAAAGUGGAAGAGGAGUUCGGAAAUGGUGAGGGGUUCAGGAGGACCGGAAAGGGCAAGGUUUCACCUGAAUCAGUGCUGGAAGCUGCAGAAUUAGCAGGGGAAGGUAAGCCUUUUGAGAUUGUUUAUUAUCCGAGGGCAGGUUCGCCAGAUUUCGUGGUGAAUGCAGAUAUCGUAGAGGAGUCUCUGCAAAAGUUUUGGACAGCUGGAGUGAGAGUGAAGAUGGCUGUGGAGACUGAGGAUUCAUCUAGGAUGACAUGGUUUCAAGGAACGGUUUCAUUGCCCCCAGUUCAGGAGCCUGCGCCAUGGUUUAGGUCAUCCUGGCGUAUGCUUCAGGUUACAUGGGAUGAGCCUGAAGUUUUGCAAAAUGUAAAGAAAGUAAGCCCAUGGCAAGUGGAAUUAAUUGCAACCACACCACCGCUUCAGACACCAUUCCCUCCCACAAAGAGACUUAGAGUUCCUCAGAAUCUGGAUUUGCUGACGGAUGGAGAGAGGAGUUUGUAUUAUCCUAUGGAGGAAUUAACUAAUUCAAUGAUGGGGAAUUUGAGUCCAUCAUUGUUCAGUUAUAACUCAUUUCCUGCGGGCAUGCAGGGAGCCAGGCAAGAGUCAUAUUAUGUAUCUAGUUUAUCCAAUUUCGUAAGUAACAGUAGCCAUCGAAUGUACACUGAUCAUCUGCAUGGGAACAUGGCACCUAAGUCUAGUGAAUCCACCGAAUUUGAUCAUCUGCAUGGCAACAUGGCACCGAAGUCUAGUGUAUCAACCGAAUUGAAUAUAGGCAGUACAUCACAAUCUGACAACUCAUCACCACAUAGUCAAAGCAGUGUCCAUUUCUUUGCAACUGAGCUUUUCAACAAUCGUAAAUGUAGCUCAACAACAAAAUCUGGGGUGGCUUCAUUUCAACUGUUUGGCAAGUUAAUACAGACGAACCAACCAGUUGAGAGAGGAUUUGAUGAUGUUGGGUGCUCAGUAGAUGAUGGUUGUAAAGUGUACAAAGAGAGUGAGGGUAUCAAUAACCCAAUGAAUCCUUCAUCAUGCUCUAGCAACAAGCUGUAUAAUGGGCUUGAUGUUCCAUGUAAACAAGUCUCAACUGUGGAAGCAUGCUUGUUGUGAAGGAUGAUCUUUGUAUUCAUGCAGAUGAAAAGCUGUACAGGUACUUCUAGAAAAGGUGGGAAGCUGACUACUUAGCUGACCCUUGAGCACUAAUUUGACUGAGUUGGAUGUUUUCCAUCGACUAAAUUGGGUUGUUGUCUAGCUACCAUGUUUGAACCUUCUAGUUUGAAUGUAACUUUUGUGUUAAUGUGGAACCCUAGUUUAUUUGGUAAGAUGGUAAUGACAAUUUUAGUUUUUUUUUUGGUUUUCA
This is a messenger RNA of Macadamia integrifolia, 2286 nucleotides long. RefSeq names its product auxin response factor 17-like. Gene Ontology annotation, cellular component: nucleus. Gene Ontology annotation, molecular function: DNA binding. NCBI's taxonomy places the organism in Eukaryota, Viridiplantae, Streptophyta, Magnoliopsida, Proteales, Proteaceae. The transcript is spliced from 3 exons. The coding region runs from base 201 to 2036 and encodes 611 amino acids. The record is from RefSeq and is a predicted model, not a curated record. Gene Ontology annotation, biological process: regulation of DNA-templated transcription; response to hormone.